UGAGCUCCAUGAAACCAGCAGCGUGAGAACACCUGUAAACCCAACAACAGCUUCAGCUGCGAUGUCUAACCCAGACUACAAUCCCUCCUCUUAAAACCCCAGUACCUGCGAGAGGACAUGUCUGCAAACCUUCCCGAAGAGGACCUCUCCUGUCCCGUGUGCUGCGAGAUCUUCCAGGAUCCGGUGCUUUUGCCGUGCAGCCACAGUUUCUGCAGGAGCUGUCUGGAGCACUUCUGGGAGAGCGUGGUCAUUCGUAGCUGCCCCGUCUGCAGGAGAAGAGCCUCCAAGAAAAGCCUGGCUUCAAACCGGGCCCUUAAAAACCUGUGUGAAGCAUUUCUACUGGGAAGAGGCCAGGGCAGCGCAUCUGGAUCGAACACCCUGUGCUGGAGACAUGGAGAAAAGCUCAAACUCUUCUGUUUGGUGGAUCAGGAGCCCAUCUGCGUGGUGUGCCAAGCCUCAAAAAUGCACAAAGGUCACGACUGCUCUCCCACGGAAGAGGCGGCUCUGGACUGUAAGGAUAAAAUGACUGCUGCUGUGAAGGUUCUGCAAUUUAAGCAGGAUAUAUUCAAUAAAGCAAGACAAUCUUCAGCUAUUACUUUGGAGCACAUUAAGAAUCAGGCCAAGCGGGUUGAGAAACAAAUGAAGGAUGAGUUUCUCAAGCUCCAUCAGUUUCUUUAUGAGGAAGAA
Messenger RNA from Sinocyclocheilus grahami, 687 nucleotides. RefSeq names its product tripartite motif-containing protein 35-like. The transcript is spliced from 3 exons. Gene Ontology annotation, biological process: protein ubiquitination. Gene Ontology annotation, molecular function: ubiquitin-protein transferase activity; zinc ion binding. The record is from RefSeq and is a predicted model, not a curated record. NCBI's taxonomy places the organism in Eukaryota, Metazoa, Chordata, Actinopteri, Cypriniformes, Cyprinidae. The annotation marks the transcript as partial.